Malus domestica (apple) is the source of this 2723-nucleotide messenger RNA. Its product is annotated as cullin-1-like. Gene Ontology annotation, molecular function: ubiquitin protein ligase binding. Gene Ontology annotation, biological process: ubiquitin-dependent protein catabolic process; protein ubiquitination. Gene Ontology annotation, cellular component: cullin-RING ubiquitin ligase complex. The record is from RefSeq and is a predicted model, not a curated record. NCBI's taxonomy places the organism in Eukaryota, Viridiplantae, Streptophyta, Magnoliopsida, Rosales, Rosaceae.
UUUUUUCUAUAUAAAACGGAAGAAAAGCCUGAUUUCCGAUUAGCCUCUUUCUCUCGUCCUCGUCCUCCCACUAUUUUCCUCUCCGCGAUUUCCAGGGAUUGGAUUUGUGGAUUUUCCCUAGCUCUCUCCGCUCUCCGUCCGACGCACUCUCUCUCUCUGCGAUUUGGGUUUCCCGUCGUUUCGAAUUCUUUGGGAAGAAUUGUAGUGGGACGGUAGCGAAACUUUUGUUUCAAACAAAUGGAGCGCAAAGUUAUUGAGUUGGAUCAAGGAUGGGACUAUAUGCAGAAGGGGAUCACGAAGCUGAAGAAGAUCCUAGAGGGGUUACCGGAGCCUCAGUUCAACUCAGAAGAAUAUAUGAUGCUUACACAACCAUCUAUAACAUGUGUACUCAGAAGCCCCCCAAUGAUUACUCUCAGCAGCUAUAUGACAAAUAUCGGGAGGCAUUUGAGGAAUACAUUACUUCAACGGUGCUGCCUGCUCUUAGAGAGAAGCAUGAUGAGUUUAUGCUGCGGGAGCUUGUUAAAAGAUGGGCAAACCAUAAACUGAUGGUUAGGUGGCUAUCACGCUUCUUUCAUUACCUUGAUCGUUACUUCAUUGCAAGAAGGUCACUUCCUGCACUCAAGGAAGUUGGACUAACCUGCUUUCGUGAUUUGGUUUAUCGGGAGGUCAAUGCUAAUGCCAGAAUUGCUGUUAUUGGUCUUAUUGAUAAAGAACGUGAGGGAGAGCAGAUUGAUAGAGCACUAUUGAAGAAUGUGGUAGAUAUAUUUGUUGAAAUUGGAAUGGGUCAAAUGGAGUCUUAUGAAGAGGACUUUGAAGCACACUUUCUACUAGAUAGUGGUGAAUACUAUUCUCGUAAAGCAGCAAAUUGGAUUUUGACAGAUUCUUGUCCGGAGUACAUGUUGAAGGCAGAGGAAUGCUUGAAAAGGGAGAAGGAGAGAGUUAAUAACUACCUUCAUUCAAGCAGUGAACAAAAGCUUGUGGAGAAAGUGCAACAUGAGUUGUUGGUGGUUUAUGCAACUCAACUGCUUGAGAAGGAGGGUUCUGGAUGUCGUGCUUUACUGAGAUUGGAUAAGGCUGACGGUCUUUCUAGGAUAUUUAGACUUUACAACAAAAUACCUAAAGGCUUGGACCCUGUUAGUCUUGUAUUUAAACAGCAUAUUACUGCCGAAGGUACAGCCUUGGUUCAACAGGCUGAAGAUGCUGCAGCUAACCAGGCUUCAGGUGGAGCUGGCACACAGGAACAGGCUCUUAUCAAAAACAUAAUUGAGCUGCAUGACAAGUAUAUGAAAUAUGUUGAUGAAAGCUUUCAGAACCACACACUCUUUCACAAGGCUUUGAAAGAGGCUUUUGAGGUAUUUUGCAAUAAAUCCGUUUCUGGGAGUUCAAGUGCUGAAUUACUUGCUGGAUUCUGUGAUAAUAUCCUCAAGAAGGGUGGCAGUGAUAAGUUGAGUGAUGAGGCCAUAGAAGAAAUGCUUGAGAAGGUUGUUAAGCUGCUUGCUUAUAUCAGUGACAAAGACCUUUAUGCAGAAUUCUACAGGAAAAAACUAGCCCGUCGGUUACUUUUUGAUCGGAGUGCCAAUGAGGACCACGAAAGAAGUAUUCUGACAAAGCUGAAGCAGCAAUGUGGUGGACAGUUUACGUCAAAAAUGGAGGGAAUGGUCACAGAUUUGACAAUAGCUCGAGACAACCAGAAAGGGUUUGAGGAAUAUCUUCAAAGUAACCCUGCUGUAAAUCCUGGGAUGGACUUGACAGUCACUGUACUUACAACUGGCUACUGGCCAAGUUAUAAAUCGUUUGAUCUUAACCUUCCUGAAGAGAUGGUUAGGUGUGUUGAAGUUUUCAAGUCAUUCUAUGAAACAAAAACGAAACACCGGAAACUUACAUGGAUUUACUCAUUGGGCACGUGCAAUGUUACUGGCAAGUUUGACACCAGACCGAUUGAAUUGGUCGUGUCAACCUAUCAGGCUGCUCUCUUGCUCCUCUUCAACAGUGCUGAUAAAUUGAGCUAUUCAGAAAUACUGACUCAGUUGAACCUUACUCACGACGACUUGGUUAGAUUGCUUCAUUCGCUCUCGUGUGCCAAGUACAAGAUUCUCACCAAGCAGCCAAUUACAAAGACCAUCUCAACGAAUGACAGCUUUGAAUUCAACAAGAAGUUCACAGAUAAAAUGAGAAGAAUUAAGAUUCCUCUCCCACCAGUGGACGAAAGGAAGAAGGUGAUUGAAGAUGUUGACAAAGACCGGAGAUAUGCUAUUGAUGCUGCUAUUGUUAGGAUCAUGAAGAGUCGAAAAGUUUUGGGUCAUCAACAAUUAGUCAUGGAGUGCGUUGAGCAGCUGGGAAAAAUGUUCAAGCCGGACAUAAAAGCGAUUAAGAAGCGGAUUGAAGAUCUCAUCACUCGGGACUACCUGGAGAGGGACAAGGAAAACCCCAACAUGUUCAAGUAUCUUGCCUGAUUCGGUUGCGUGGGUAUAUACUAGGGACUAGUUGAAAACCCUAAUCAGAAAGCUCGAACCAUAGUUUCUUCUUCUUCUUCUUCUUCGGACUUGAGAGCCGAGAGAUCUGCUGUAAAUUGUGUGCAGCUCUUUUAGAAAUGCUAGGAUUUUGGAAGGAGUGGAAGAUUUUUGUGCAAUCCGGUCUUAACGCCAUUUUUGUGCAAUUGACCCAUAUCCCUGUUAUUAUUACUACUAUUUAUUAAUGGCAAAUAUUAUUAAGAUUUUUGUGUU